GGCUGCACUGCUGGAAAUGCUCUUAUGGACUCCCUGACUGUUUAAAGAGUGAUGAACUCAUUGAGAGCACAUCUGAUCUUGAUUCUUGACCAAUAAACGACCCAAAGAGGAGAGGUGAAACAAGGAAGAAGAAAGGGAAAGGUUGAGGCCUUGCCUUCUUUUUACCCUCCCAGAAUUACCGUGUUGGUUUUCCCCUAGAAUGCACCAUGCAGCGACUUAGAGGCGCAGGGACCGUAAUUUCGCGCUCUCUACCCGUGACCCAGUUAAGGAAGAAAGCUUUCAGAUCAUGGGCAGCUGUUCAGGACACUUUUUUUUCAACCAAAGAUAUAUUUGAAACGCAUAAGGUUGUAUUUACGGUUGGAACUUCCAUAGCUUCAGUUGCCACAGCAUGGUUUGGAUAUACUUUACGUCAUGUACAUGAAUCAAGAGUUGAUCAAAGGCUCGAAUCAAUCGAAAAAGCUCAGAUGAAAAGCAAUCAUAAUCUGGAACAUUCGGAAAUUAGAAACAUUGUUAAUUCUGGAAGUAUUGGUAUUCCUUCAUGCAUAGCCACUGCCGGAACCACUUUGGUUGUCGGUUACGCUUUGGGUUGGCGAGGUGGAAGGUGGUAUGCAAAUAGGAAGUUCAGAAGGGAGCAGAUGAAAUUGCUAGGGCAAAUUAAACCUAAAAGGUGGCAAUUGCUCAGGAGAUCAUUGAUCAGACCAAGAACUCAAGACAAUGCAGUCAAAACUUUAGAGAAGAUAAAGGACACUCAUACCCCACCUAAUUUUGGAGAAUCGCACCAAUCUUGUUAGCAAGCAUAAAUCAUGACAGAUUUUUGUAUGCUGAGAAAGCCUGAUGGAAAAAAGAUUGUUGAUAGAACUUUAUAGUUGUUAACGGUUUUAUUUUUUGUGCAGGUAUUUAUUGAAACAUAAGAUAAAUGAUGAGAAUCAUAAAAAGGAAUUAGAUUCAGCAUUGCCUUUCUUGUUGUGAAUCAAGAUAUGCGUAAAUGAAUCCGCUUUGUACUCGCUAACUGCUUGAAAUAGACCAGUUGAUGAAUUUUUUUCCUUCUGGUUUCAUUUGAUUCCUGAGCGCAAUCUGUGUGAGAGAUGAGGUACGCUUGCUUAAAGUACCUCGUUUAUGCAGAAAAUGGUUGACUGGAAAUGAAAGUAUUGGUGGUUUUUAACUCUGAUUGGCCACACAGGAGGAAAGUGUUUGAGCCCUUAUUAGUUUGAUAGUUUCUCUCAACCAAAGAAAGUGUCGGGGGUUUUAUGAAGUUUGGCUUUGUUUUUUAUCUCCAUUGUGGCAUGGUUUUGUGAUUAGAGCCUUGUAAAAGGUACCUCGUUUGUUAUUAUGUGCUCUCUCUUUCUCUCUCUGGUCAGAUUAUAAUGUGCUAAAAAUGAAAUCUACAUGAAUGUAAGAACUCUUUUUAUUCGCCAUGUGUGAAAUGAGGCAAUGGGGUUUUAGCUUUCUAUGCCUCCAUUGGCAGUACGUCUUAAUCUCUAACUAAUUAGACAAAACAAACAGUGACAACGUAUGAGUCUCUGGACAUGAACAUGUUUUGGCUUACACUCUUGGACUAGGUUUGAACUAACAGAGGAAAUUCUUUUUAAAAUAUGGAAUCGUGGCAGCGACGAAAUCCGAGGUUGAUGUAGUUUUUAAUUGUUUUAAAUUUGGAAGGGGGUAGGUCCCACGAAGAUGCCUUAGAUUAACUGUGUAGUUUAAACCACUAAGGCAAUCUGUUGACGAAAGGAGGUGUAUGAGCUCAUGUGAACACCCCAAUUCUGUUUUUAUCUGGUUUUUCUGUACCUAUAAAAAAUAUGUAAGAGCCAUAAAGGUGAUUCUAUCAGGAAACAAUUAAUGAAACACAUGACGAAGAUGAUGGGUAAUAACAUUUUAGCCUCUAGUAUUCUAGUCAUUCUUCUUUUCUGUGAGUCAGCAGUUGGAGCAAGAACAAAGCUACUCUCAGCCAAUAAUGGUCAGGAUGCUACUUCUGCAUUGGCUCCAUCUGCCAAUGAUGGCAUCUGUGCAACAAUGGUGGAAACUCAUGGCUAUGCUUGUGAAGAACACACAGUAACAACACAAGAUGGCUAUAUACUCAGUAUGCAGAGAAUUCCAGUUAGAAAGUCAGGGGAGGCAUCCGGAAACCGGAUACCGGUACUUCUACAACACGGGCUGCUGAUGGAUGGGAUAACAUGGCUGCUACUACCUCCUGACCAAUCUUUGGCAUUCCUCUUGGCUGAUAAUGGGUAUGAGGUCUGGCUUGGCAACACCCGCGGCACCAAAUAUAGCCUCGGCCAUACAUCACUCAGUCCCGAUGAUCCGGCUUAUUGGGAAUGGUCAUGGGAUGAAUUGGUCGCUUAUGAUCUUCCAGCUACAUUCCAGUAUGUACAUGAUCAAACAGGACAGAAAAUUCACUAUGUUGGACAUUCACUGGGAACUUUGGUAGCUCUUGGUGCUUUUUGCAAAGACCAGCAACUGACUAGAUUGAGAUCAGCUGUCUUACUUAGCCCGAUUGCUUAUGUUGGUCAGAUACCUUCACCCCUUGCAAGAGCUGCUGCUGAAAACUUUAUUGCUGAGGCAUUAUACAAGACAGAUAUCAGAGAGUUUAAUCCAAAAGGGAAGGCACUAGUCGAAGUUCUCAAGGCUGUCUGCAGUAAACCAGGUGUUGACUGCACUCACUUGUUGACCGCUUUCACAGGCAAGAAUUGCUGCUUAAACUCUUCCAUAGUAGAUGUUUUUCUGGACCAUGAGCCUCAGUCAACCUCAACAAAAAACUUGGUCCAUAUAUCUCAGAUGAUAAGAGAUGGAACAGUUGCAAUGUUUGACUAUAAUAACAAGGAUGAGAACAUGCAACACUAUGGGCAGCCCAAUCCUCCAGUGUACAGCAUGACAAGCAUCCCAAAUGACCUUCCUCUCUUCCUUAGUUAUGGAGGGGCAGAUGCUCUUUCUGAUGUCAAAGAUGUGAAGCUGUUGCUGGCCAGCCUCAAAGAUCAUGAUGGAGAUAAGCUUGUGGUUCAGUACAGAGAUGAUUAUGCUCAUGCAGAUUUUGUCAUGGGUCAAACUGCUAAGCAAGAUGUGUAUGAUCCUCUCAUGGCCUUCUUAAAACUUCAAUGAGAAUAUUUACUCGUCAAAAAGUUCUUUUCCAUUUGACACCGCGCAAAAUUAUACAAAUUCUAGACUUGAAAAUAAUGCCUUGCGGGUUAAGCAGUAUGCAGUACAUGUGUGAGCUUUCUUGUAGUGUAACUUGUUCUUUAUCAGGAAUAUAGUACAAAUAAUUCAAAGCUAUACAUAACAACUAGUGCUGAACAAAAGGAAGUUUCAAAACUUGGUGAACAUGGAAACGGUGGAAACUGUUCCAAGUCUCCAAUAGACAGUGACAGAGCGUGACCAAAAGAAAACCACCCAUUUUAGUUUCAUU
Molecule: messenger RNA, 3397 nt
Organism: Prunus avium (sweet cherry)
Lineage: Eukaryota; Viridiplantae; Streptophyta; Magnoliopsida; Rosales; Rosaceae
Product: triacylglycerol lipase 2
Biological process (GO): lipid metabolic process
Molecular function (GO): hydrolase activity, acting on ester bonds
Source: RefSeq, a predicted model, not a curated record